GUGCUGGACAGGCCCAUGCUGCAGCCCGAGUUCUCCCUUGGGAUGGGAGGCCAGGGCCACGGGCCUGGUCUCCUGACUGUGCUCCUGGGUCUCCUUGGCAUCAACUGGGCACAGGGGCAGCCACUCCAGCUACCAGAGCAGACUGCAGUGAUUGGAGCCCUCAGCAGGAAAGAGAGCUUUUUGCUCCUAUCCCUACACAACCGUCUAAGGAGCCGGGUCCAGCCCCCUGCAGCUAACAUGCAGAGACUGGACUGGAGCGAGAGCCUGGCUCAUCUGGCUCAAGCUAGAGCAGCCCUCUGUGGUACCCCAGCCCCAAGCCUGGCAUCUGCUCCACAGCGUGCCCCACACGUGGGCUGGAAUAUGCAGCUCCUGCCUGCAGGCUCAGCAUCCUUUGUUGAAGUGGUCAGCCUAUGGUUUGCAGAGGGGCAGCAGUACAGCCACAUAGCCACUGAGUGUGCCCACAACGCCACCUGCACCCACUACACUCAGCUGGUGUGGGCUACCUCAAGCCAAGUGGGUUGUGGAUGGCAUCUGUGCUCUGCAGGCCAUGCAGUGAUGGAAGCCUUCGUCUGUGCCUACUCCCCUGGAGGCAACUGGGAGUUGGACGGGAAGACAAUCGCCCCCUAUAAGAAGGGUGCCUGGUGUUCACUCUGCACGGCCAGCCUCUCCGGAUGCUUCAAGGCCUGGGACCAUGCAGGGGGGCUCUGUGAGGUCCCCAGGAACCCAUGUCGCGUGAGUUGCCGAAACAAUGGACGCCUCAACAUCAGCACCUGCCGCUGCCUCUGUCCUCCAGGCUACACAGGCAGGUACUGCCAAGUGCGGUGCAGUAUGCAGUGUGUGCAUGGCCGGUUCCGGGAAGAGGAGUGCUCCUGUAUCUGUGAUGUCGGCUAUGGGGGAGCCCAGUGUGCCACCAAGGUGCACUUUCCUUUCCACGCCUGUGACCUGAGGAUUGAUGGAGACUGCUUUAUGGUGUCUUCGGAGGCAGACACCUAUUACGGAGCCAAAAUGAAAUGCCAGGGCAAGGGCGGGGUGCUAGCCCAGAUCGGGAGCCAGAAAGUGCAGGACAUCCUCGCCUUCUACCUGGGCCAUCUGGAAACCACCAACGAGGUGACUGACAGCGACUUUGAGACCAGGAACUUCUGGAUCGGACUCACCUACAAGAUGGCUAAGGACUCCUUCCGCUGGGCAACGGGGGAGCACCAGGUCUUUACCAGUUUUGCCUUUGGGCAGCCUGACAACCAGGGAUUUGGCAACUGUGUGGAGCUGCAGGCAUCCACUGCCUUCAACUGGAAUGACCAACGUUGUAAAACUCGAAACCGUUAUAUCUGCCAGUUUGCAGAGGAGCACAUUUCACGAUGGAACCCAGGGCCCUGAGGAUGGCCACACAUCUCUACUGCCAGCCCUGGGAUGCAUCAACCCUCCUUGCCUGACUGCUCACUUAUGAGGAACAGGGGCCCAGCUAGGAUUGCAUAUCUCACAUCCAACAAAAUCUCAGACCAUGAAGGAUAAGGAAAUGGAACCGGAAGUGCUAGUGAAUCCUGUGAAGAAGGGAUCGUAGAGGAAUCUGGUGUAAAAGGACAGCCUGGGACCCUCAGCUUACCUUGAUUGGUGAGAUGGC
This is a messenger RNA of Dipodomys ordii (Ord's kangaroo rat), 1618 nucleotides long. Its product is annotated as C-type lectin domain family 18 member A-like. NCBI's taxonomy places the organism in Eukaryota, Metazoa, Chordata, Mammalia, Rodentia, Heteromyidae. Bases 16 to 1374 code for a protein of 452 amino acids. The record is from RefSeq and is a predicted model, not a curated record. The transcript has 12 exons. Gene Ontology annotation, molecular function: polysaccharide binding.